This is a messenger RNA of Staurois parvus, 247 nucleotides long. The record is from the annotation of a GenBank genome assembly. NCBI's taxonomy places the organism in Eukaryota, Metazoa, Chordata, Amphibia, Anura, Ranidae.
GCAGGGGCGGACUGACCUUUAGGGUACUUGGUCACUGCCCGAGGGCCCGGGGUCAGUAAGGGGCCCCAUGAGAUGCCCCUGGUACCUUUCAUAGGCUUUUUUGGGUUGUGGGCAAGGACACAGGGGCCCCAUGAUCCCCUAUUGCCUGGGGGCCCCAUGAGUUAUCAGUCCGCCCCUGUACUAUACUAUAGAACAUAUAAUAUUAUAUGACUAUACUAUACUAUACAACAAUUCAGACAAUAUACAA